GUAGCUGCCACUAAUAUGAAUCUAGCAAGUAGCCGUUCUCAUAGUGUGUUUACAUGCAUCAUUGAAAGUAAGUGGGAAUCCCAAGGGGUAACUCGUCACCUGUUCGCUCGACUUAAUCUUGUAGAUUUAGCAGGUUCUGAAAGGCAGAAGAGUUCUAGUGCUAAAGGUGAACGUUUGAAGGAAGCUACUAAUAUCAAGUCUCUUUCAACAAUAGGGUUUGUUCUCCCUCCUUUUCUUGUCUUGAGCCUCAUUUUGCUUCCCUCUUCAACAUGAUUUUUCUUGGUUUAAUUAUGUUAACUAAUUUGGAAACAUUUACAUCGGAUCAGGAGGAGAUUGGUAGAUAAUAAUAUAAAGUGUCUUUCUUGCUAUGUGGCAAAGAGGCAACCUCUAAAAUUUU
Camellia sinensis is the source of this 397-nucleotide messenger RNA. Lineage: Eukaryota; Viridiplantae; Streptophyta; Magnoliopsida; Ericales; Theaceae. The record is from RefSeq and is a predicted model, not a curated record.